UCAUCCUAUGCAUUAGUCGUUUUCCAACCGACCAAGAAGAAAACAUCAAGAUGAAGUGGUUAGCCCUAUGUAUCCUAGCCGUCAUUUUGGUCGCAACCGAGAGCAAGGUUGUACCAGCCAGCGAUGUCGAAAACCAGCAAACCGGCACUCCAUCUCAAGAAUCAACCUUAGCUGAUCAUUUUACGGAAGCCAAGAAUGUCAUUUCUAACUUGGGUACCGAGCUCCAGAAACAUAUACAAGAAAACUUGCCCAACCAAAGCGAGUUUAUGAAUACCUUACAAGAGCACACCAACAAUUUCGCUAAUAAUCUCCAUACUUACCUACAGAACAUGACCACAGAGAUCAAGACCAAAAGCCCGGAAUUGGAAAAUAUUUGGUCGAAUCUGCAGACCAAACUGUCUCAAAUGGCCGACAGACUAACAAUAAAUGAUCCCCAGACUACGGAACAAGUUAAUCAGUUGCGUACCAAGUUCCAGGAGGGUGUCCAAACCCUUGUAACAGAGUCCGAGAAUACCGCUAAGGCUAUCAGCGAGAACUCCGCAAAAGUGCAAGAGGGUAUCGCCAAGUUUACCAAAGAAGCGAUAAACCUUGCCGUACAGGCUUCUCAGAACUUGAACAAUCAAUUACAGCAAGCCACGACGCCACAACCAUAAAAUGAAACAGAUCACACAAUGAAUUACUCGUGCACUAACAUCUUGAAUGUAAACACAUGCGGAAAAAUUGAGUUUAUACUCAAGCAAAAUUUCACAUUAUAUCAUAAAUAAUUAACAAAUGAUUAUUAAUAAAAGCACUUGAACUCA
Nylanderia fulva is the source of this 800-nucleotide messenger RNA. It is a transcript of the gene A4, whose product is annotated as apolipophorin-III-like protein. Gene Ontology annotation, cellular component: extracellular region. Gene Ontology annotation, biological process: lipid transport. Lineage: Eukaryota; Metazoa; Arthropoda; Insecta; Hymenoptera; Formicidae. Gene Ontology annotation, molecular function: lipid binding. The record is from RefSeq and is a predicted model, not a curated record.